GUUUUCGCGCGUUUUUGAUAAUAAAUGUCAAUCACGCGGCUUCGUUUUGAUACAUUUUGUUAGUUUUCUGUAUCGUUUAAAAUAAAAUAUUCGAUGGUAUAGUGUUGUUUUUAUUAUGUGUGUGCAUCAAUUUUCAAUUUCUUUUUGUUUUAUUUGAAGUACGAAAUUAGUCCUUCAUAAUAUGAAUUCAGUAACCUCUAAAAGAAGUUGGGCGGCGGAAGUGCAAAUGGAGGAAACAAAAGAGAAUUCUAAAUCCAGUAGGGAUAAAUCAGGUGGAAGUAGAGAAAAUUCAAACAGCAGAAAAAAGGCAAGACCAAAUAGCAAGAGUGAAAGUGAAAAAAAAGAAAGUACACCAAGAAAACCUUUGGAAUUGGAAACGGACCCUCUAGUAUUACGAAGACGACAAAAACAAAUAGAUUAUGGGAAAAAUACAGUUGGCUAUUACAACUAUACUACCCAUGUUAAAUAUGAAGAAAGAACAAAAGACCAUCCGAAGACACCUGACAAAUUUGCCAAAUACAGCAGAAGAUCUUGGGAUACUCUUAUCAGGUUAUGGAGGAAAAAAUUACAUGAAUAUGAUGUUGAUGGAGAAGAUGAUUGUUUGGACAAUGAAGAUGAUAGUGACAAACAAGAUUGAUAGACUGUUUAAUUUUAAGUAAUAAUUACCAAUUAAUGCAAGGGUCAAUUUAUAUUAGGUGAAUUUGUAUGUAACAUUUCAAAUUAUUGCUUCAAUGUAUUCAAAUUCCAUACUAAAAUUUAUUGACUCUUAUUAAGUUAAGGGAGUUGAACCUACACAUUAGUGGUGUAGUAACUGUAACAAUAUAAGUCUUAAUGACUUUGUUAAUAUGUAAUUGUAGGAUAUUGAGUAUUAGUAACUCACUCUGGUUUUGCAUGGGUGCCUGCUUACAUUGGUAUAGAUAGCCUUGUAAAUUCGUCUAUAUUUAUGCAAGUCUAAUGCAGAUAUUUAUGAACAUAACUAAAGUUAUUAUCCUAUUUAGUGCAAUUAUUUAGUAAGUAUACACAUACAAACAUUUUUUAUACAUAAAAGUGAUUAAUUUUGGUAACUUUUACAAAAUGUAGGCAAGUGUGUUUUGUUAAUACACAUUACUUCCGAGAUCGGAUGUUUUCUGGUUGUGUUUGCAUAAUUUAUGGUUAUUAUCAUGGAUGAAUAUAACAAUGAGAUGACAAGCUCUGUAUGAGCUUGUCAUCUCAGUGUUUUUAUGUAAGUGUAUAGUAAUGCAUAAGUUUUGACAUAAUACAACAACUUUAAAUUGGUAUAACUACAUUUAUACUUUUUUUAAAUGAUUAAUAUGAUUGUUUAUAUUAUAUGUGACAUUGUUCAAUUAGUAAGAGAUUUACACACCAAUAUUAUAGUUUAACAUUUUGUAUAUCCUAUCCUGAAAACUGUCUUUCUAUCUUUACUUUGAAGUAUGAUAGGUCUUUACACUAAAUAGAUUACCAAAAAUAAUAGACAAUAAUAUGUAGUAGUAAAGCACUUUUUACCUCUAGUCUGCGAGUGUAAGAGACACGAUAGAAAACAAUUGUCUCGCGCCGAUUUGCACUCCAGCUUACUAUGAGUUAAUUACUUAUAUUCUUGCACAUACACGUCCACAUGAGCAGUUGGAGUGAUGUUCAAUAUUCAUACUAAGAAGUUUAUAUUAUUAAUAAUGAUAAAAACUAUAAUUUGAUUAAAUAAAAAACAUUAAUAUGACUCCA
Messenger RNA from Spodoptera frugiperda (fall armyworm), 1716 nucleotides. It is a transcript of the gene Slbp, whose product is annotated as histone RNA hairpin-binding protein. Gene Ontology annotation, molecular function: histone pre-mRNA stem-loop binding; mRNA binding. Gene Ontology annotation, cellular component: cytoplasm; histone pre-mRNA 3'end processing complex. The coding region runs from base 182 to 637 and encodes 151 amino acids. Gene Ontology annotation, biological process: mRNA transport; mRNA 3'-end processing by stem-loop binding and cleavage. The transcript is spliced from 5 exons. The record is from RefSeq and is a predicted model, not a curated record. Lineage: Eukaryota; Metazoa; Arthropoda; Insecta; Lepidoptera; Noctuidae.